CAUCCACGAGCGGCUGUAAUGCGGAGAGGGGAGCAGCCAGCGCAGUCCCUGGAAAACAGAGUCGCGCAAACGUGUCAAGAUACCACCGGUUUCAACGAAAAACGCAUUUCCUGGCGGGAAUUUACCGCUGAGGCGUCGGAUGGAUGAUGAGGAGGAGGACAUGUCACAGCCUAUCUCGAAGCUCUGGGAAACGCCCUUUAGAGACAUCAAAUACGAAGACCAAGCCACACAGAUGGCAGCUGGACAGGCCCUUGCUGCCGUCACUGCCGCCAUGCCUACGUCGCAGGGCCAUAAUAACAGCAUUAACCUACUGCCCUGCAGCUUACUCCGGCAGCCUUGCAUACCUUUCCGCGGGAACGCUGGAUUGCUCUCACAUCUUCCCGCUCAGUUUGAGCCCAUGGAGGACCGGGGCGAGAGCCAGAUUGAGGAGGAAGAUGGAGGGGAAGAGAACCACAGGAUGGCAGCGGGGCCGGAGGAGCCGGCGGGGGUGAGCGUCGAGGUGCAAAUUGGACGUAAACUCCGGCAGAUUGGAGACCAGUUCCACCAGGAACACAUUGAAUUGUUCGUGCGGCACCAGAGACAAAACCUGCCUGUGUGGAUGCGCCUUACGAUGGCCCUUGUUGGCUUUCUGUUUCCAAGAGAGGGUCUCUUCCCCCGCCUGCAGGGACAGCAGAGAUGAAGGGACUUCCUGCUGGCCCUCGCCUUGGCCCUCGUUUUUCUAAAUGGGACCAAGGGAUCAGACUUAGAGAUGGCACUGUAAGAUGGAAAACGGGUUUGGAUUUUGUUUUCUAACUGAACAUGAAGAUGAGAUGAAGACACUGGUCGCCGCUGGACGGAGACUGAUUCCCUUUUUUUUUUUUUUUUUUUUGCCUCUCCGAGAAGAAGCCAUUGUGUUUUGAAGAGAUAUUUUCGAAAUAUUUGUAAGAUUACCUAUUUUGUACAGUUAAACUGCUCUUUUUAUUUGGUGUUUUCAAGUCCCGGAGGACCUCCAUCAGUCCAGGGAAUGCCUUAUUCUCUCUUGCUGCAAAACAUGAUAUUUUGCAUCAUGAAAAUCAUGGGAGAGAGAAAAAUGCUAAGAUUAGGCCACUUUUAGGUGACAGACUGUGGAUAAAAGACAUUUCUGUGCUGAAAUUACUGACUUUAAACCUUGAAGGUUCAAGGCACAUUUCUGGUUUAUUCCCCCAAAAAUCAACAACAAACCAAGUACUUACCCUUCUCUGUUUCAUGCUGACUAAUGUGAUAAAGGCUCCAUAUAAAUGCAUGUUUCACCAGCUUCCACUGUAAACACGGGGAUGUGAAAUCAAUCCGCAUCUUUUACUGGUGUCAUUUAUGAGCAUCUCCCCCUCCAGCAGCAGAUGUGGUGUUAGAGGUCCCCUCCAACCCACUGUGUACAUUCAGACACUGUUAAUAUGAAGCAUGUAUACUUGAAUUCGGUAUAUUGAAGAUAUCUCAGUCGAAUCAUUCAAAGCAAUUGCGGCUCCGAUCUCGGUUUGCGAUCAUGUGUCCGUCGUGCUUUCCGUCUGCAAAUCCUGCAUCGAUUCUGAAACCAAAUAAGCACAAAUCUCCCUCGUGGGAUUACGAUCAGGGCAUUGGAAAACAAUCAGCUGAAAAGCUUUGAAUAGAUGUCAUAAUUUUUCCGAAAAUUUUCCCCAGGAUGUGUUACCCCAUAGCGGACUUUGACAAUCGCAACGUUACCCUUUUGCUGCAUCGUGGGUUGCCUGUGAAAGAGAUGACAUUUAUCAGCAAUAUUCCAGCCAGUCGAAGGAGUAACAGUCGUAGGAAUCAGCUGCAUUUGCAAUCAAACCGACAUCCAGAGAUUCUCCACGAGCUACAUUUUGUCUUCACAAAUCUUUCCUUUGUUUUUUUUUUUUUUUUACAAAAGCAUUUUGGCAUGCGUUGUAGAGAUGCAUUUAUAUUUUAUUUCACUCCAGCUGUAAAUGUCUCGAGCACUGAUUUAAACCUGAUGUGCUGAAACGCGUCUUGAGAUCUCUCAAACUGCCAGCGGUACCUUCAGCUUCACUCCGUGAAGACGGCUUCUGUACAGUUUAAGAAUCUGCUUCCUUAACACACGGACACACCUGGGAACAACGUUUCACACCAACACAGCCACUGCCUGUCAGAAAUUUGAUGUUAAAGAUUCCUCACUUGUCGGUUGUAGAUUCACAAUAUUCACUUUUAAGACACUGAUGUUUUUUUUUUUUUCUUCUUCUUUUUUACGUUUUCUUCAGGGAGUAGUUAACGGGCCAUAUUUAACGCAUCCAACGCUAUUUGAGAGCGACCUCUGGUGAAAACGUUUGCGUGUGGCCGCUCUUAAAUCAGAGGAUGGUGAAGGAUCUGAUGUUUGAGACUUUUUUUUCUCGAUGGGAGUGUGUUACGAGUGUGUCACAUUGAGCACGUUUUUUUCUUUUUACUACAGGAGUAGCUGAACCCGAAAGUUUGUUUCCUGCAAACAUUGAACGCUGAGCCAAUUCAGAUAGUUGUGACACACUCAUGUGCAGUCCAAAUUCCCCUACUCUCUCUAUCUCUCUCGUUCCGUGAGCUUGUCUAACUACUCCCUGUCCUUAAUGAGAACAGUUUUCGCUAUGUUUUGAUUCUUUUAAGAUAAUUUAUUCUAAUUUAUUUUGUGUAUAUUUGCCCAGUGCUACUGUAUAGAUGCUAUCUCAGAGUGUACAGUCCUUUUCUUCUCAUUGUGGAGGUGCGUUCAGUUGCGUGUUUGAAGCCUGUGUGUGGGGAGGUUGGACUAAAGCCAUGUGCCUCGUGCUCUCUCACACAAAUGGCGUGAGUCUUUACGAAAUCACAUGAAGGACAGACAGACAAUCAACUGUACAAAAUGUGCCUUGUGCGUAACAGACCUGCCGCACCAUGAGCGUCAACAACAUUUGGCAUAAUUAUACCCCAGGUCACUGCAGUCACAGCUCGUUUCACUUUUGAGCUCAAAGAAACAAAAAUAAAUCUCAUUCAUUUGUCGCAUCAGCUCACGAGGCACAGGCUCAACUUUUCAUAUCUCUCUGCUCCAAUGGCAAGUUUCUUCACCCAAAACCCUCUCAAUACCAGAAAUGGCUGUUUGCAACUUGCACUGUACAAAAUUUUUUUUAUCUGUAUACUGUACUGGCGCCUCUCUCGCUUUCUCUACUCCAGUGCUGAACUUCCCCUGUCGAUUCUUGAAACUUUUUAAAGAUCUGCGAUAUGCUGGAUCAGCCCGGCGCGUCUGGGGUUGUUGUGCUUUAUUAUCUACAAAUCGAGUAGAGCUUUGGGUUUCAGUCUUGCCAGCCAUACCCAUUCAUUUUUAUAAAACUUCUCUUUCAUGGAAUGGGACCGUAGCCAUUUUCAUCGGUACAGAACGUACCGAGCCAAAUCACAGCGAUGUGGAGGCGGGCGUUAUGUGACGACUGAAACAAAAGCCACUAUUAAAACCAACUAGGCCGCAACGUUGCUAAUAACACCCUUGAUUGGUACUAGCCCCAGAAAAUCAGAGUCAAAUCCAGAUAAACUAGACUAAAUGUUUGUAGCGGAGAGCUGAAGCGUCAGGACGGCUGGCCAAGCAUCUGGGUUUACCUUUGAAGGAGGGAUGAGCCACCAUGGUGCCCGGUUUUUAUUUGUUUGUCGGGUGCGUUGAACCCGUCGCUGCCAACCACUGUUGCAACCUCAACUCAAGUGAAACAUUUUUGUUCAACCUUUGUUGUCUUUAAUUUUGUUUUUCCACUUUUUUUUUGGUUUGAUUUUGUUUCUAUAGAAACCAAGAAAGAGUGUAUCUUUACUGUCAAGUGCUGUGAUUUGGUGUUUUUUAUACAUUUGACAUGAAUUUGACUCACAUGUUGCAAUCUUUAUAAAAAAGAAAAACCACGGAAAAUGUUUUUGGAUACUUUUUUUGUAAGAGGACGAAGAAAUAGCUGCAGCAACAUGGACUUUUGGUUUUCUACAACUGCUUUUUUCAAUGUUAUGGCAUUCUUGAUUUUUGAUAUUGCCAAGUCUGCUGUGUCACUCAAGUUAAAGGGCUUUUUUUCAGUAUAUGUAAAUGAAGUAAAAAUGCAUGUCCAACAUUCCUGGAAAACAAAUUUCUGUAUCUUAAGGGUUUGAAUGUAACUUCGGAGUGAAAAACCACAGUAUCUUUUAACACAUGAAAUGAACAGGCCGGCGUGCUCAGUACGCUCAGGUCGUAUCGUCUUCACCUUGCUUUCUUUACGUUCAGAGUGGUCUCAAGGAUUUCACAUUCAUGUGUCUAAUGAAGUGAGACCCAGUCCAGAUGUAGCAUUUUUUUUCUUUAAAAACAAAAAAAAAAGAAAAAAACAUUGGCUGUGUUAUCUUUGGGACUGCUCUGCUUCUCCUGCACAGACUUCAAACAGCGCGGGACACUGGAAUGAUGGAGGGAUUGGAGGAGGAGGACAGGGGAUGUUUGUUACUUUUCUAGUGCAAUAUGCUGUACAUAAGAGCUUGGCUCAAAUCUUACAGUUUCUCUUUAUUUCUUUUGUUGUUAAAUGGGUACAUUGCUGUUUUUUCCCAUUAAAACUUUAUGCUCAGUUUA
Cololabis saira (Pacific saury) is the source of this 4522-nucleotide messenger RNA. It is a transcript of the gene bmf2, whose product is annotated as BCL2 modifying factor 2. The record is from RefSeq and is a predicted model, not a curated record. Gene Ontology annotation, biological process: positive regulation of apoptotic process; apoptotic process; negative regulation of autophagy. The coding region runs from base 140 to 679 and encodes 179 amino acids. Lineage: Eukaryota; Metazoa; Chordata; Actinopteri; Beloniformes; Belonidae. The transcript is spliced from 4 exons. Gene Ontology annotation, cellular component: myosin complex.